UAAUUCUUUUGGGGGUAAUGAUUAUGCCUCAAACAUUACACAGGCCAAAGCACGCUUUGCGAUUGUCCUGCUCCCCUGUUUUCUGCUCUGUGAGGUUGUCCACUGUUGUGUUGGAGGAUCAUUCAGCAGAAUGGCAAGCCAAACCAAAAAUGACCCAGACUCAAUCUACGAUUUCAUCGUCAAGGAUGCCAAGGGAAAUGAUGUAGAUUUUAGCAUGUACAAGGGGAAAGUUCUGCUGAUUGUUAAUGUUGCAUCCAAAUGUGGAAUGACCAACUCAAACUACACGGAGCUGAACCAAUUGUAUGAGAAAUACAAAGAUCAAGGGUUAGAGAUAUUGGCAUUCCCUUGCAAUCAGUUUGGUGAGGAGGAACCAGGAAAUAAUGAUCAGAUCUUAGAAUUUGUUUGCACACGCUUCAAGUCAGAAUUUCCCGUCUUUGACAAGAUUGAAGUAAAUGGUGGCAACACUGCUCCAUUAUACAAGUUCUUGAAAUCAGGCAAGUGGGGAAUUUUCGGAGACGAUGUUCAGUGGAACUUUGCCAAGUUCCUAGUUGAUAAAGAAGGGCUCGUUGCAGACCGUUAUUACCCCACAACUUCCCCUUUUAGCAUCGAGGUAAAGCUGCCUUCUGCAAUUUUGUUUCAUUCUGAAAGUGCAUUUAGGCUACAUCCUCUCUUGCUAUUUCUUAACAACGACUCAUCCAAUUUCAUAAUUAAUCAUAUAACAUAUGUUAUUUCCCUGGCAUUGUCAUAUUAUUCCAGCACGACAUAAGGAAGCUUUUGGGGAUCUUGUAAGCGCUGUAAAAUAGAGGCUUAAUGAGAUCACAGUACGUAUUAAUCACUCGAAUCGGUUGCUUUGUGCUUGUGCUUGUGUGUUUCAGACAUGGCAUGUACUAAAGGAGAUUACAUCUUUGAAUCAUAUUUCUUUGUUUUAACUUCUAUACUCGUGUAUAUGUGCAUGUCUUAUUUAUCAGUUUCCCUUAUAAUGCUAAAAAUUAUUUGCCUGGUGGAAUUUAUAUUCAAUAUAAAA
Malania oleifera is the source of this 1024-nucleotide messenger RNA. Its product is annotated as probable glutathione peroxidase 8. Gene Ontology annotation, biological process: response to oxidative stress. Lineage: Eukaryota; Viridiplantae; Streptophyta; Magnoliopsida; Santalales; Ximeniaceae. Bases 131 to 766 code for a protein of 211 amino acids. The record is from RefSeq and is a predicted model, not a curated record. Gene Ontology annotation, molecular function: glutathione peroxidase activity. The transcript is spliced from 5 exons.